This is a messenger RNA of Choloepus didactylus (southern two-toed sloth), 906 nucleotides long. It is a transcript of the gene GNG3, whose product is annotated as G protein subunit gamma 3. The transcript is spliced from 3 exons. Gene Ontology annotation, molecular function: G-protein beta-subunit binding. The coding region runs from base 299 to 526 and encodes 75 amino acids. The record is from RefSeq and is a predicted model, not a curated record. Gene Ontology annotation, cellular component: heterotrimeric G-protein complex. Lineage: Eukaryota; Metazoa; Chordata; Mammalia; Pilosa; Megalonychidae. Gene Ontology annotation, biological process: G protein-coupled receptor signaling pathway.
CCACUGGCCAGGCAGUUGGUAUGCUCCAGAAUCUGAGCAGCUCCUUCUAGCAUCCUUCAUCCUUCAGGUACCAGCCAUCCGGGCAGUGCUUGAGCUGCAGAAACUGGGGCCGGCCCUCGAAGGACCUCUGACCUGAUCCUCCCCAGUGGCUUUCUCUGUAUUAGCUGCCUUUUCUGCUACUGCGUCAGAUACUUACGGCUGCAACACCCUGCAGGGUGGGACACCCAUCUCAGGCAGAAGGUUUUGGUGCACCCCACUCACUCUACACCCCAGGGCUGCCACCGCCUGUCACCUCAGGAUGAAAGGGGAGACCCCUGUGAACAGUAAUAUGAGCAUUGGGCAAGCUCGCAAGAUGGUGGAACAACUUAAGAUUGAAGCCAGCUUGUGCCGGAUAAAGGUGUCCAAGGCAGCAGCAGACCUGAUGACUUACUGUGAUGCCCACGCCUGUGAGGACCCCCUCAUCACCCCUGUGCCCACUUCGGAGAACCCUUUCCGGGAGAAGAAGUUCUUCUGUGCCCUCCUCUGAGCUGCCCUGUCCCUCCCCACACCGCCUCAUCUCUCCCCCUCCCCGGCACUUCCCUAGGUCGGUAAGGAGGCUCCUUGCACACCACCCCUAGCCCCUGCCCGACCCUGUGAGGUCAUCUGAAGCACAAGGCCCCCCUCACCUCUCUGUUCACCCCAUUUCCUUGCCCGCCGAGGCCAACCCAAGCGUCCCAGUGUCUCGGGGCACCCUUUGCUUCAGCCACAGAAGGGAUCCGUCAGACUCUGCCAGCGUCCUGCCCGCUCCCCGCAGGACCCGCUCAGACGAUGGAAAGAGGGAUGGGCCGGGUGCUUGCUCUGUCUCACCUGGAGCUACUGGAAGCGUAAAGCCAUUUGAAGAAUAAAGUCAUCCAGAGUCUCAGAGGA